UGUUGGUAAACAUUUCUUUGCGUACUUCCCUUGCGUUGCACAGAAAAGGCGCAAACUGUAGGUUGUAAGAUGUCGCUAAAAAUACAUAAAUGUUUCUCCCAACGUGAUAAGCUUAAGAUAAUAAAUGCCUACGAAGCCGGAAGAUCACGAAGUGAAAUAAUGCACGAGUAUGGUUUGCCACUUUCUAGCUACUACAACAUCAUAAGCAACAAAGCCACCGUUAAACAGCAGUGUUUGCAAGGCAAGGGCAACGUUCGAAGAAAUCGCAGGGCCGACUUUCCCAAUGUUGAACGGUGUCUGCUACACUGGAUCAACCAAAAGAUGGGCCAUGGUAAUCUGUUAAAAGGGCCAACAGUGAAGGCGAAGGCGAAACUAUUCUCGGUCAAACUCGGAAUCGACGACUUUUCCGCCAGCAAUGGAUGGUUGGAUGGGUUUAAAAAACGUCACAGGCUAAUUUUCAGCCGAGCGCGAUAUGGGAAGGACCGAAUAGCAACUACAAAUGAUUGCAGACAUGAUACUGCAUGGGCGGAUUGUUUUACGAGUUUGCUGGACGAAUUUGAAGCAAACGAUAUUUAUAGCAUCGCGGUGACAGGCUUAUUUUAUAAAUGUAUGCCCGAACAAAUAUUUAAAUACAAGUUAAAAGAUUGUCGUGAUGGUGAAGAUGCACAUGAGCGUUUAACGGUGCUACUGUGCGCCAACCUUACUGGAACGGACAAAUUACCUAUUCUAAUUAUUGGUCAAUCAAGUCGGUCCGAAUGUUUCGUAGGCACGAAACAUCAGUCCGUCAAUUACGAGUGCAACUCCAAUGCAUGGAUUACAAGAACGAUAUUUGUCUCAUGGUUAACACAAGUAAACGAAACAAUGAGCACAAAUAAAAAACAAAUCGUGUUGCUCUUGAAUCACUCAAUCAUCCAUUCAAUGUUACCAAAUUUGCCGAACGUUAAAAUAGUACUUCAGCCUUCGAAAUCCUCAACCUAUGUUGUACAACCACUGCACAAAAAAUUAAUAGAAAACUUUAAAAUGAAUUUUCGUGCGGAUGUAGUCACAUAUCUGUUAGAGUGUCAGAAAACCCAAACCAAACCGGAUACAAAUUUGUCACAUGCCUUUCCAGCUGCCGCUCGAGCAUGGGACAAUAUAAGCAGCGAUACUAUAGUGAAUUGUUUUAUGCAAGCGGGAUGUUGGCCAUACGCUUUGUGCGAUAGUUUAUCACAACAUGAAGAGAAAGGUGAUCCCAUUUGGCCAAACGAGUCAGAUUGGGAAGAGCUUGUCCUACACGAACCGAAACCAAGCUUCCAAGAUUACGUACGAGUAGAUGAGAAUGUUGCCGUUACUGGUAUGUUGACUGACGACGAUAUCGUGGAGAUGGUUAUUAAUCAAUGCCAAAAGCAUGAUGAGAAAGAAGAAGGUAAUGUUACGUUGAACACGAAACAGUUUCUGGCCGCAAGAAAGGAAAUCCUUAGAAAAAACGGACGACGGAUAAAAACCCCUAUUUCUGAUAUAAAAAAUCAACAACUGAAAGCAAACAAAUGUAACGACACAGUUAUUGAACAACGACAAACUUUAGUUCAAAAACUGGAAGCUUUAAAUGCCUUAGAAACGUUACAGAAAUUCUUCGAACAGCAUAUUGACCGGAAUGCAACUACGUUUGAUAUACUGAACGAGCUGAAGGCGCAUGUUAAAAAUAUAUAAUUUGUUACGAAAUAAAUAGCAUUGGAAUCGAAA
Molecule: messenger RNA, 1722 nt
Organism: Anopheles funestus (African malaria mosquito)
Lineage: Eukaryota; Metazoa; Arthropoda; Insecta; Diptera; Culicidae
Product: tigger transposable element-derived protein 6-like
Exons: 2
Coding region: 70-1689 (539 amino acids)
Cellular component (GO): nucleus
Molecular function (GO): DNA binding
Source: RefSeq, a predicted model, not a curated record